Dendrobium catenatum is the source of this 1691-nucleotide messenger RNA. Its product is annotated as SNAP25 homologous protein SNAP33-like. Gene Ontology annotation, molecular function: SNAP receptor activity. The transcript is spliced from 6 exons. Bases 462 to 1331 code for a protein of 289 amino acids. NCBI's taxonomy places the organism in Eukaryota, Viridiplantae, Streptophyta, Magnoliopsida, Asparagales, Orchidaceae. Gene Ontology annotation, cellular component: plasma membrane; SNARE complex. The record is from RefSeq and is a predicted model, not a curated record.
UUGAGAUCGGAAGCCCAUUUGGCACUCUUAGGAACUUCAUUUCAUACCUUUUUGUCUCCAUCUCCUUCGAGAUUUUCAUUUUCUUCUGUUUGGUUUUAAAGAAGUUAUUGGAAUCUUUAAGCAUUUUACAGUUAUUCAGUUAAUGAUUAGUUUUCCGGUACUCAGUUUUGGAGGUUUACCCCUUGUCAAGAUUAUGCCUUCAGUUCUGCAUCGUUCUAUAGAGCGUUAAAUGUAACAUUUUGGGUGUUCUUGGAUGCCAGCGACCCUGGAAUCGUUUUCUGUAAGUUGUAGGAUCUCAGCUAAUGAAUUAUUAACGUUGAUUGUUAGAAUUGAGCUGGUUGAUGCAGAUCAAAUUUCAGAUUUAGAAAACUUUUGUACUUCUUGUUUCUGCUUUUACUUCUGAGUUCUGAAACGCUAAACUGCAAUCUAUCAGCCUCAGAUAUUUGCUUAUUGAACCUCCAAUGGCCGACGUCAUAUCUCGAGUCAGUGUAUCAAAGAUUACCAACUCCAAGUUGUACAAACAGAGAUCAGCAGGAUCUGGGUUUUCUAACAAGAAUUCUUUUGAUCAAGAUUCAGAGCUCGAACACACCCGCAGAUCUGCAAGAGCUUCAUCUCCUUCAGCCUACUGGUUGCAAAACAGAACCCCUCAGUCUAAUUACAGUAGCCUAUCAGGCUUAGUUCUUGAGAAAAACAAGAACAAGAAUGGCAAUGAAAACGAGUCUGUGGUGAAACUGGAAAAUUAUGGUGUAAGCAAGGCAGAAGAAACAACAGAGAAAAUCAAUGGUUGUCUGAAGGUUGCUGAGGAGAUCAGAGAAGAUGCUUCAAAGACUCUUGUGAACCUGCAUCAGCAGGGCGAGCAGAUUACAAGAACUCACCUAACUGCAGCAAGCAUUGACUAUGAUCUCAGUAGGGGUGAAAAACUCUUAGGAAGCCUUGGGGGACUCUUCAGUAAAUCAUGGAAGCCAAGGAUAACACGUGAAAUCAAAGGACCUGUUCUAACAAGAGCUGAAUCCUUCAUAAGAAGGGGUAAUCACCACGAACAGAAGCAAAAGAUGGUACUAACUCCUCGUAGAUCACAAUCGAAUCCUCGGCAACUUCCUUCUCAACCUUCAUCUGCAUUUGAAAGAGUUCAGGCGGAGAAAGAAAAACAAAAUUCUGCUGUUUCAGAACUGAGCAAUGUAUUGGUUGAGCUGAAAACAAUGGCAGUUGAUAUGGGCUCUGAAAUUGAUAGGCAGAAUAAGGCUCUUGGUUAUAUGAAAAAUGAUGUGGAUGAACUGAACGUAAGGAUAAAAGUGGCAAAUCUCCGGGCCAGGCACCUAUUGCGCAGAUGAAUUGCUGGAGUGAUGUCUGUAGUGGUCACUGUGAGCUAAAUUGUGCAAUGUUUAUGAUAGAUGGGCGAUGUGUAAUUAUAUUGAUUUGGAUGAGUAUUCUAGUCACCAACCUUAGAUUUAGGCGAAAUUAUUAUAUGCAGUCACCGGAUGCAGUCUGGAGCCUAAUUAGGACGCGUCACAUCAUUAACUUAUUGUGCAUCCUGUAUGGGGUGAUGUGGCGUGUCCUGAUUAGCCUUCGGACGAUCUGAUGACUGUAAGUAAUGAUUUCUCUAGAUUUAGAGGGUGUAUGAUUGAGCCACUGUGUUUGGUAUAAGUGUUUGAAAAAGAUAUUAUAGACACCAAUUGUGAGUAUUUUUUAUA